AUGAGUGACGACAUCCAGCAGCACGUGGCUGCUGCUGAAGCAGCUGAUUUCUCUGCACCAAAGACUUACCCAUCAAGGUUUCCAAGGGUUGUUUGGCAAACCGCUAGCGAGCACGGCAAACAACAAUAUGCCGACAAGGCUGAUACGUGGAAGGGCGUCCAAGGAUUUCAAUAUAAUUUCUUGAGUGACGAUGAUGCGGACGAUUUUGUGCAUUCCAAUUUUUCUUCGCAGCGAUCAAUCAUAAAGUUCUGGGACGAACUAAGUCUCCCCGUUAUUAAAGCGGAUUUCCUCAGAUAUCUGACGAUGCUUGCUGUCGGCGGAGUUUACAGCGACAUAGACACUUCUUGUCUGCUGCAUCCCGAUCGUUGGAUUCCUGUCGACCUUGGCGCCAAAACCGUCAAUGCUAUCAUCGGUAUAGAAUACGACGACACCACCUACAAAAUGUUCGUCCGUCCAGUCAGUUUCUGUCAAUGGACUCUGAUGGCGAAACCGGGUCACCCAAUAUAUGAGACAGCCGUCCAGAGAGUGAUGAGCAACCUCGAGUUCCUCGCUCGUCGUAAACGAGUUGCUUUAAGUGCGCUCACGUUGGACAAAAUGGAAGUGCUCGAGGCGACCGGACCAGGAAUGAUUAGUGAUGUCGUCAUUCAAGUUCUCCAAAACCAGGGUCAAAAUGUGACCUGGGAGACUUUUCACGAUCAGAGAGAGCCGAGGUUGUUUGGAGAUGUUUUGAUUUUACCCAUUAAUGGGUUCGCUGGAAGUCAAAAACACAGCCAUGCAGGGGACCCUUUAUACGGUGAAAAAUAUGUCCAACACCACUUUGGAAGGAGCUGGUAUGCCCCUGAGAGAGCCGGUACAGACGCUGAUCAAGCAGCCUCUAAUUCCUCCCAUGUCCCGUCCCGCUGA
Messenger RNA from Exophiala aquamarina CBS 119918, 903 nucleotides. RefSeq lists its product as uncharacterized. Bases 1 to 903 code for a protein of 300 amino acids. Gene Ontology annotation, molecular function: alpha-1,6-mannosyltransferase activity. Gene Ontology annotation, cellular component: mannan polymerase complex. The record is from RefSeq and is a predicted model, not a curated record. NCBI's taxonomy places the organism in Eukaryota, Fungi, Ascomycota, Eurotiomycetes, Chaetothyriales, Herpotrichiellaceae. The transcript has 2 exons. Gene Ontology annotation, biological process: protein N-linked glycosylation.